AUAUUGUGAAAACUCGCGAGCAAAAUAUAAUUUAUAAGUCCUCAGAAAUAAAGAACCGCGAGCUUCUGCCAGAGGAGAGACGCGAGGGGUUGAGGUGCUGGGUCGAAGGCGUGUCCAGGAACAAAAUUGUGCGCUGGGUGGGGUGGGACCAUCUUCAGUUCUUUGGCUUUUUGGAAGUUGACCGUUCGAUCACUUCCAGACGUACCCCACAUUCAGUGGACCACUGAAUGUAUGUUGUUCAGCAGAGAAUGUGCCUGAGUCAGCACGUGGUCAAGCCCAUCUCUCCAGGCUGAGUUGGCUGCGUUUCCAUCGAGCUCAAUGUUGUACCCGAGGAGAAAGAAGCAGAAUUCUCAUCAUACGGAAUAUCAUUGACUCAGCGUGACACCAAGUAUUCAGGCACGCUUCCCUUCUCCGUCGCUGUGAGAUCAGGUAACGUUGCAAGUAUAAGUGCAAGCCCACCCUUUGUUCCAGAACGCUUUCUCCUGUAGCACAUUCUUGACAAAUCAAUUUCAAUCUCGUCAUAUUGUGACACGUAAGAUCAACACUUGGACACAGUCAGCCAGCUGAAAUUCAUCCCAACACUUCUCCUGUGAGAAUUUAUCUUCCGAUUGUAGAAUUGAUGUCCAUGAAGAGAGCUUGUUUUCUGCUGAAAUACAUCGACAGUUCCUCCACAAGAGGAUGGCGGUCACGUAAAAGCGGUUGCGUCUCAUCCGUUAAUCCAGCUAAUCAACAAGGACAGACCUACUACUCGCCUUCAAGGCCGUACUCCAAGGCCACAAACGAUUUUCAGAGCAUGAGUUGAAUUAUAUUCUUGACGCUUCGCAAUUGGUGUAAACAGUAUGCUUUAUCAGCAAGUCUUCAGGUUCAGAGAAUGUGGGUUUCAUCGGACUUGGGAAUAUGGGAUCGCACAUGGCUUUUAACCUGCUCAAGGCGGGACAUUCACUGUGUGUUUAUGACAGGAGUGAUGCUGCUAUGCAGUUUCUGGCUAAACAAGGGGCUUCUCAAGCUAAAUCACCGCAUGAACUUGCAGAACAGAGUGAUGUGAUCAUUUCUAUGUUGCCAGCUUCUUCUCAUGUGGAGGAGGUUUAUACAGGUGCAAAUGGGCUCCUCAGUGAAGUCCAAGGCAUAAGACCAUCACUGCUAAUUGACUGCUCUACAAUCGAUCCGCAAACUUCUCGCGACCUGGCUACCAAGGUUGGCCAUUGCAAGUUGUCAAGGAAUGCAAGGCACAUCGGAUCUGAAGUACCGAUAAUGCUUGAUGCACCAGUAUCUGGUGGAGUGGGAGGAGCGGCUGCAGCGUCACUCACAUUUAUGGUUGGUGGACCCCAGAUAGGCCUGAACGCAGCACUACAUCUGCUGCAUAUCAUGGGCAAAAGAGUUGUUUAUUGCGGAGGAGCAGGAAAUGGCUCGGCGGCGAAAAUCUGCAACAAUCUAGCCAUGGCAAUAAGCAUGGCAGGGGUGUCUGAAGGCCUCGCUCUGGGACAGCGGUUAGGUCUAGAUGCCCAGACGCUGUCAGACAUUUUCAAUACCUCCAGCGCUCGAUGCUGGAGCAGUGACACGUACAAUCCAGUUCCGGGGCUGAUGGAUGAUGUCCCAGCAUCACGAAAUUAUAAGGGCGGUUUUUCUUGUCAACUGUUGUCAAAAGACCUGGGGCUUGCAUUGACAGCUGCGAAAGAAACUGGGAUUUCAGUUCCUCUUACGUUGCAAGUCCAUGAACUGUAUUCCAAUCUUUGCAAAGCAGGAUACAAUAACGAAGAUUUUUCAAGCAUCUUUCAGCACUUUUACAAGGGGGAAGCCCUUGUUCCAACAGGCGAAGGAAAGUCUCUGAAUGACCCACUCGCUGCUGCUAGUGACUAGCAAAUCCAAUUGUGUCUCAUCUUGUUUAUAUCUUCAAUUCAAAAGUUCGUUGAAACUUGUCUAACUUUACCUGACUGGUCGACAAAUUGAUCUCAAAUUUCUACAUGUAUAUAGUUGCCGUGUUAUUGAACUCUUUGUAUAGACUUCCGUUUUAUCAAGCAUUUGUUCCAGGGUGGAAGUACUGGAAAAGAUACGAUCUAUGGUGAUGGUAGGUUUUUAUGUCUUCUUACUGUUUAGCUGUCUUCAUAUCUGAUGCAUACACUUUCAUGUGCAUACACACUUUUUCCUUGGACUUACGCACGCUACAAUACUAUAAAAAUAAUUCCUCUGCAUUGUUUAAAACAAAACAAGGAUGAAUAUCUAUCUUGGUAAAAUCUAUUACACCUCCUGAAAUUGCCAUCAAAUUUUCAGAACUCCAUGCAUCUCCCUAUCUACGGAAAUGAAAAUGUGAUACUCGUAUAAGUUACUAUUUACCGUCAUGAACUGCUGGUCUGAUGCUCGCUUGCU
Molecule: messenger RNA, 2364 nt
Organism: Marchantia polymorpha subsp. ruderalis
Lineage: Eukaryota; Viridiplantae; Streptophyta; Marchantiopsida; Marchantiales; Marchantiaceae
Source: the annotation of a GenBank genome assembly